Molecule: messenger RNA, 578 nt
Organism: Bombyx mori (domestic silkworm)
Lineage: Eukaryota; Metazoa; Arthropoda; Insecta; Lepidoptera; Bombycidae
Gene: ND-B16.6
Product: NADH dehydrogenase (ubiquinone) 1 alpha subcomplex, 13
Source: RefSeq, marked provisional
AAAUCCAGCCAAAGAUGGCUGAAGCUUUUCAGGUGGCUAAAAAACAAGAUUUGCCCCCUCCGGGGGGCUACAAGCCAAUUCCAUUUAAAAGGAUCCCCGCUAAAUCUUAUUUCAGCGGAUAUACUAUGUUUGCGGGGUUCAUUGGAAUGACAAUUGGUUCUAUAUAUCUCUAUAACAUAACUUACAAGAGAAUUCUUAAGGAUGAGAUUGAGAUGAGAUCCGCUAAAAUGGCGAUAUACCCUGCUCUACUGGCAGAAAGAGAUAGGGAAUACCUAAAGCAGCUCCGUAGGAACAGGGAUGCUGAGGCAGAGCUGAUGCGAGACGUUCCCGGGUGGGAGGUCGGUACUUACUACGGAGAACGCGUCUACAAACUUAUUCCCCCCGACCAGUUGGUCGAACCAAUCUUCCAAGAGUACUAUGCACACAGUGACAUCAAAGAGUGGAACAAACGUGCUAACAUCAAGCUUCUUUCAUAAAUUAUCAAGAUUUAUUAAAUACUGUUAUGUAAAAAAAGGUAUAUGUAUAGAAGCAAUAAUUGGAGAGCUUUUAGUUCAAUUAUAAAAAAAUUAGAAAUAAAA